Molecule: messenger RNA, 1940 nt
Organism: Lactuca sativa (garden lettuce)
Lineage: Eukaryota; Viridiplantae; Streptophyta; Magnoliopsida; Asterales; Asteraceae
Product: aspartyl protease family protein 1
Biological process (GO): proteolysis
Molecular function (GO): aspartic-type endopeptidase activity
Source: RefSeq, a predicted model, not a curated record
CCAAAACUAGAACACAAACUUUCGCUUCAACCGUCACUACCCCACCGAUUCUCCUUUCCUCAACCUCCGAUUUACAGAUCUUAACAAAUCCCCAAUUUUUCAUUCAACUAAAUGACAACUCCCACCUGAAAACAAGUAGAAAUGCAAUCCUUUUUCGUCUUCUUCAUCACCUUUCUUUCAAUUUGGGGAAAUAAUUUCAUCAAACACUGCUAUGCAAGCGUCUUCACCUUAAAAAUGCACCACCGGUUCUCGGAGCCGGUGCGAAAGUGGUCGGAAAGCAUUAACAAACUCUCCACUACCGAUUUCCCUUCCAAAGGUAGCGUCGAGUUCUAUUCUCAGUUGGCCGACCACGACAGGGUAUUCCGAGGCCGGGGACUUUCAGAUUCCGGCGAACAACAGCUCACUUUCGUAGAUGGGAAUUCCAGUUUACGCAUCAAAUCGUUGGGAUAUUUGCAUUACACAACGGUUUCUCUAGGGACGCCAGGCCAGAAGUUUUUGGUGGCGCUUGAUACCGGAAGUGAUCUAUUUUGGGUGCCAUGUGAGUGCAGCAGAUGUGCCUCCAUUGAUAACACACCUUAUAGCUCUAAAUUUAACAUGAGCAUAUACAACCCAAAGGAAUCAUCAACUAGCAAAAAAGUUACUUGCAACCACAGAAUGUGCACUGCCAGCUGUCCUGGUAGUGGAACACUCAGCACUUGCCCUUAUUCAUCUUCUUACAUCUCCUCUCAAACUUCAACUUCUGGAAUCUUGAUGGAGGAUUUCCUUCACCUAGAAACAGAUGACAUUCAUGGACAAAUUGUCAAUGCAUUUAUCACUUUCGGAUGUGGACAAGUUCAAAGUGGUUCAUUUCUACACAUUGCAGCUCCAAAUGGUCUAUUUGGGCUUGGAAUGGAGAAAAUAUCAGUUCCUAGUUUGUUAGCAAGAGAAGGUUACAUUGCAAAUUCUUUUUCCAUGUGUUUUGCACAUGAUGGAAGUGGUAGGAUUAGUUUUGGUGAUAAAGGUAGCAUUCAUCAACAAGAAACACCGUUUAAUUUUGAUGCAUCAAACCCAACAUAUACAAUCACAGCAACACAACUUCGUGUUGGUGAAUCUCUUAUAAACUCAAGUUUCACUGCCCUUUUUGAUUCGGGCACCUCCUUCACAUAUCUUGUUGACCCUCAUUACACAAGGUUGACCAAAAUGGUAAGAAUGAAAAAAGAUCAAAACUUUAUAAUCUUUAUUACAUGGGUAUGCAUGAAAUCAUCAUAUAUUGAGGCAUCAAUUUAUGUUUAUAUGUGGGAACAUCUUUUUGUUUUGCAGUUUCACGCACAAACUAAAGAUUCACGAAGGCUAACCGAUAAAAAGAUCCCUUUUGAAUAUUGCUAUGCUAUGAGUCCUAAUGCAAACACUAGUCUACUCCCGGAUGUUACUUUGACCAUGAAAGGCGAAGGUCAAUUUUUUAUCUACAAUCCCGUAAUUGUCCUCCCAACUCAUCUGGAAGUUAUAUAUUGUCUAGCUAUUAUCAAGAAUGAAGAAAUGAGCAUCAUUGGACAAAACUUCAUGACCGGCUACCGAAUCGUAUUCGAUAGAGAGAAACUUGUUCUUGGGUGGAAGAAGUCUAGUUGUUAUGACAUUGAUAACUCAAAUGCUUACUCAUCAAAGCCAUUAAACAGUGAGAUUAUUCCUCAUGCUGUUGCUGCUGGAUUUGAAAGUGAAGGGAAUAAUAGAACAAGAGCUCGAAGCUCUAAUGCAUCAUUUCUUCAUGCAAAUUUUUGUUUUUUGACUUGUAAUUUAUUUCACUCUCUUGUCAUUCAUUCUUUCAUUGUAGUUAUUUUUCUUCAUUCUUUUGUUUGAAUUAAAUUGUUUUACUUUUUUUUUUGUUGAUUGUGUGUCCAUAUGCCUAAAGUUAUGUAUGAUUGUAGCUUUGAUUGUGAAUAGUUGAUAGUGUUAGAUUAAAGAAA